AUGUCUUCACCAAAUUUACCAUCUGGAAUCAUAAAAAAAUCAUUAUUAGUUUUGGAUUCUUUUAAAGCACAUAAAACUUCACAAGUAAAACUUGCAUUUAAAGAUGAAAAUAGUAAUUUGGCCAUAAUUCCUAGUGGGUUUACAUCAGUGAUGGCAGUUGGAAAUUUCAAUUUAACCAAAGGUGUUAAUAUUAAAAAACUUGGUUAUAAUGUUAUUUGUAAUUGGAUUUUAGAAGCAUGGGAUUCUAUACCAAAAGAGAUGGUUAUUAAAUCAUUUAAAAAAUGUGGUAUUUCAAAUUCAAUGGAUGGAAUGGAAGAUCAUAUGAUAUAUGAAUCUGAUGGUGAGAAUAAUUAUGAAGCAAAUUAUGAUCAUGAAGUAAUUUUAAAAGAUGAUAUAUCAGCAUAUGGUUCAGAUAUUGAAGAUAAUGAAAAUAAUAUAUUAAGUGAUUAA
Messenger RNA from Diversispora eburnea, 450 nucleotides. NCBI's taxonomy places the organism in Eukaryota, Fungi, Glomeromycota, Glomeromycetes, Diversisporales, Diversisporaceae. The record is from the annotation of a GenBank genome assembly.